AUGGCCGUGGACGCAUUGGUGGAAUCGAUCACCACCUAUUGCAGUCGACCUAUUUGGGCUCAUCUGUAUGCAACUCCUUUUGCAGUGUUGUAUGCUAGUUGGUUCUAUAUCUGGUCAUCAGCAUACGGAUACGAGGAAUACUACGAGCUCGGACUUAUCGGUGCUGCUAUCAUAGGACUACUUCAAGCAUUAGUAAUUCUGUUCAGCCACUGGUUUGUCGGGGUAAAAUGCGCUCUGUCCUGCGUCUAUGAAAAAGACCCUCACAAGGCUACUUUGGUCAAGGUAGUACCUACUCCCAACAAUGGUUGGGCGGAGCUCGUACCACUUCGGAGGACUAGGGUGAUUGGUCCGCUUUUUCUCCAGUUCAUCUCCAUGGCUUAUAUUCAUGUUCAGAGAGCUGGUUGUACGAAAGUGUGGUUUGAAUUCCAAAAAAUUCACUACACUUUGGAUCCGGAGACGAACACCUUCAGUACUGUUGUGUUUGACUCUCAUCGACCAAUGAAAUACUACCAACAGUCUCGAGGUGUGGAGAGCGAUGAGCAGUUAGAAGAGACGAAGUAUCUUUAUGGA
This is a messenger RNA of Cylicostephanus goldi, 570 nucleotides long. The record is from the annotation of a GenBank genome assembly. NCBI's taxonomy places the organism in Eukaryota, Metazoa, Nematoda, Chromadorea, Rhabditida, Strongylidae.